Messenger RNA from Pundamilia nyererei, 412 nucleotides. RefSeq names its product gastrotropin. Bases 1 to 384 code for a protein of 127 amino acids. Gene Ontology annotation, molecular function: lipid binding. The transcript is spliced from 4 exons. Lineage: Eukaryota; Metazoa; Chordata; Actinopteri; Cichliformes; Cichlidae. The record is from RefSeq and is a predicted model, not a curated record.
AUGUCAUUCGCUGGAAGAUGGGAAACCGAGACCCAGGAGGGAUACGACGCCUUCUGCAAGGUGCUAGGCAUUCCAGAUGAUGUCAUCGAGAGGGGCCGUGACUACAAGUUGAUCACAGAGGUCACCCAGGAUGGCAAAGAUUUCACCUGGACCCUCUUAUAUCCUGCCAAUGCCAAGGUCACCAACAAGUUCACUAUCGGAAAGGAGGCCGACAUGGAGACCAUUGGAGGAAAGAAAUUCAAGGCUACAGUACAAAUGGAAGGAGGCAAGCUAAGUGUGACCUUCCCCAACUACCACCACACCUCUGAGAUCAGUGGUGGCAAACUCAUCGAGACCUCCAAAGCCGGCUCUGUAGUGCUGAAGAGAAUCAGCAAGAAGAUCUAACUCUCAUCUUUAACAGUUACAAUGGAGA